This is a messenger RNA of Lingula anatina, 1324 nucleotides long. RefSeq lists its product as uncharacterized. Lineage: Eukaryota; Metazoa; Brachiopoda; Lingulata; Lingulida; Lingulidae. The record is from RefSeq and is a predicted model, not a curated record.
UACACGAUUGCCUCAGUGAAUAGCGCAUAUAGAAAUAUCGAUCAAUAGUAUUCAAUCAGUGCGCCACAAUAUGUUUAUUUUAUUUUGUGCGUGUAGUACAAUGCGCGUUUUGCCAAGCAACUGGGCCAUUACUGUAACUUGAGAAUUAGCGGGAGUCCACGAACAACAAACAACUCUGUUUGCAGCGAGGAGUUUUCAGUCUGUCUGGUUAGCCCCAAGACGCUGCACCAAGAUGUCCCAUAACGGUAGCGAGUCCUGCAGCAGCAGUUCUGUGGGCCUCCCGCCACUUCAUCUCUCUAACCAUUACGUUCAUCAGAAACAUUCGGAGGAGUGGGUGUUGCCCAGGCAUUGGAAGAUGGACCUACGUGAGCCGUAUCAGAACUGGAAAUAUGACGUAUGUUGCCAGGUGGCGAAUAUGGAACAGCAACUGGCUGCCUCCCUCAGACAGUAUGGGAACCCAGAUAUCUACGACACCCGGGGUAACAGCAAUACACCCUGGAACCACCAGCGAGAACGCGAGAUGGAAGAAAAAUUUAGAAAAAAUCAAUUAGACAAGCACCGAGGAAUUAACUUCGGUGGACGGCCAUACAGAUAUUAAAAUGCAAUUUUAUUAAGAAAACACUUUUUAAAAUCAAACCCAGCUUCAAGCAGUGUUGAUUGUUUUGAGCACCUUCUUUCUGUUUAUCUUCUACUGAAGGAUAACAGGCGGUUUAUCAUGUCGACUCUGCGUGGUAGACGGGCGGUCAUGCUGCUGUAAUAUAUGGAGGAUUCAGUUUUGCGUUUUCUAAUUUAGGAUAUAUCAGAUAACAAUGAACUUGCUCCAUUCAGCCCUUUCAUAUGAAAUACGUGUCAAAUUUAUGGAUGGAUUUUAAGAAAGGGAAAUAGCUCACACCCACUGUGCCAAAGCGAGUGCAAUCUCGAUUAUCGAGACGAUCUAUUGUGUUAGGAGUGAAAGGAAUUUGAUGAAGGUUAUUUAUUGUGUUUAGGACACGCUUUUCUUUUGUCGUGUUACAUUUGGUGCAUUGCUUGUCAAUAUUUCAUUAGCAGAUAUCUAAGGAUUAUCGCAGCGUUUUACAUCAGUCAUUAUUUUCAAGGAUACCACUGAAUGUGAAAUGGAAUCAUUCAGUUAUAACAUGACGACGGCGUCGUCUUCUAGCGAUAGCCACCUAGAAAGCGGAUGCGUUGUGCAUUUGUGUGCUAUCGUAGCUUAAAGAUAUGUAGUUACACAAUAGAUAUUUGCAGACAGGUAAUUGACUUGAGAUGUGUUGUUUAGUGUUCCGUGUAUUCAUAGCCUUUGGACAAAUCGUGCCAAUUUUGUUAGAUC